UUAUUUUUUUUUAUAGGUACAUUGUUAAUUUCGUAAACAAUUACCUAAUUAAUAAUUUAAUAGAAUAUUUGUGCCACACUUUCUAGUUUCUUCUUAUAAAUACAGGAUUAAAAAAACGCAAUGCCUCGAAAAAGAGUGGCGUCUAAAGCCUUUUGUUGGUUAAGUGAAACAGUUAUAAUUGAGCAAAAAGUUUCAAAUUCAUUUCAAUAUUAUACAAAGUUUCACUUCAAUGAUAUAAUAGCGGAGGUUGGAGAUUUCGUGUUAAUAUCAAAUGCAGAUUCAGCCGAACCGGACACAGAAGAAGGUUGUGAUGCCGCUAAAAUAAUAACGUUAUACGAAGAUGCGGACAAUAAAUAUGAUCCAUAUAGAGCAAAAGUUCAAUGGUACUCGAAACCAACUGAUAUACCGAAAGGCUGUUUAAAUAAUGUACAUAUAGACUUUUUUGAGAAAGAGGUACUUGAAGAUUAUAGACCAUUUGAUACAGAUGUUUCAAUUGAAACAUUUUUCAAGAAAUGUCAAAUAACACUUACAUUUACUAAAGAUACAAAUGACUACAUGAAACACAAAUCAUACAACUAUAUCUGCCGCUACCGGAUAUUACCUAUAACUAAAAGAAAAUUUAGCAUUGAGCCUGUGUUAGAAGAGGAAAGAAAAGCCUUACAAUUGUUAGUUACUCCAAGAAAAAUGACAAGAACUCCGACGAGUGCAACUCCUACAACACCACCUAGUCUAGUCAAAAGAAUGGGUAGAAUUUCCAUUUCUGAAAGGAGUUGGAGUGUUAGUAAAAAUGAUGGAACUAAACUUUUACUUAAACGAGCUAUCUUAACUGAUAAAAAUGACAAAGAAAUCAUCAAAACUCCUAUUGAUUAUCAGUCACCUGUGAAAGAAACACCAAAGAGUUCAAAAAAACUGAGUAAAAAAAUCAUAGAAGAAAUAUUGUCCAUGGAAUUAAAAGAAAAUUCUGAAGAUGAACUGCCCACAUUAAUUAUAAGACAGCAUACACCAAGUACACCAAAACGAAAGACUCCUUUAAAAAAAUCUAUUGAAGAAACUCCAAAAAAAGUUUUGGUUUUUGAAGAUGAAAAUAAUGACAUCUAUUCUACUCGUUCUAAAAGAGCAACAAGAAGUAUUAUCACAUACAAGGAGCCUGAAAUAUCUCCUAUUAAAAGAACACCCCAACGAAGAGCUCGCAAUGUGUCUGAAGAUAAUGAUGAUUUUAUGUUAACACCUAAAUCUCAAAAGACGCCAUGCACACCCAAAACUCCACGGAACAGAGGCUCUAUCACUCGAACUCCAAAAAGUGUACGGAGAAUAUUGACAAAGGAUCUGACACCAACCCUCCACACAAGGACACACAGUUUAAAUAAUGUUGAUGAGUAUACAAAAGAGAAUAGGUCUUUACCUGGAAGAGAGAAUCAGUUGGAAGAAAUUUUAACUUUUGUUAGAUCAAGGUUAUUGGCCAAUAGAAGUGGAUGCAUGUACAUAUCGGGAAUGCCUGGAACAGGCAAGACGGCAACAGUGAACACUGCACUGAAAAUACUAAAAGAAGAGGCUGAUUUACCCGAGUUUCAACUUGUCGAAAUUAAUGGAAUGAGAAUAGCAGAACCCAGGCAGGCCUAUGUGCAAAUUUAUAAACAACUUACAGGCAAGACAGUGGUAUGGGAGCAAGCGAGUACACUGCUUAAUAAACGAUUUACAAACCCGGGCCCCAGACGAACCCCUACUGUGUUACUUGUUGACGAGUUGGAUGCGCUCUGCAACCGUCGGCAAGACGUCCUGUACAGUAUAAUGGAGUGGGCGGCGAACAAAACCGCCUUGUUGUCAGUACUCGCCGUCGCUAACACUAUGGACUUGCCCGAGAGGGCGCUAGCGGCGCGCGUCGCGUCCCGUUUCGGUCUCAUCCGACUGACCUUCGAGUCGUACACGUACACGCAGCUCCAAUGCAUCGUAGCUACCAAGCUGGCCGGGGCUAACGUGACGUCGGACGCAGUACAGCUGAUUGCCAGGAAAGUGGCAGCAGUAUCGGGUGAUGCACGUCGAGCUCUAGCCCUGUGCAGCAGGGCGUUGGAGCUGGCUGGGGACAAGCAGGCUGGUCUGAAAGAAGUCCAAGGAGCUCUCGAGGAAGCUGCAUCCACUGUGGCUGUCCGAGCUAUCCGGAACUGUUCACCUGCUGAGAAACUUAUGUUGAGAGCUGUUGCUGCCGAGGUUGAAAGAACAGGUUCGGAAGAGACAACGCUAACCCGCGCCUUAAUGACCGCGGCAGCAAUAGUCGCACUAGACGGCCGUCCCUACCGCAGCGCGCCCAAUAUCCGGGCUCCGACACCGUCUCAGGCCUUCGCCAUUUGCUCUCGAUUAGCCGCCGACAACCUAUUGCUGCUGCACCCCAAACCCUCAGAACCGAGGCUCCUACUGGUCUGCACAGCGGACGAUGUCCAUUAUGGCACAAGGCAGAUUACAGUUUAAAUUAUUGACAAUUUGUGUUGUAAACACUUUUUAGUUUUAAGAAUUCUGAAACAACAUGCCGUCGCUAAAACUGCGACUAACCGUGAGGAAAAAUUCAAAAACAGAGUUUCGUUCUCGGCAAUUCCUCCUCCAAAAAGUAACCAAUCGUAAUUUUGGAAACUAACUGGAAAGGAUAUAUUCUAUGUCGAGCUAAUUUGAUUUUUUCGCCUAUUGUUGUCGGAUUUGUAUACAUGUCCGUCUGUCUACGGCCUGUAUGGUUAAGCCGUUUGACAGUUAUUUAUGUACCAUAAACGAAAAAAAGUUAAACACAGAGACUCAGCUGAUAAUGAUGACAUUGAACUUAUUUCAAAAUAAUUUUGAUCUAAAGUAAGACCAAGGAGAAAAGCGUCAAAUACAUUUGGAGGGUAAAAUGGUUUCCUAUUAAAUAGCCACUUUCCUUUGCGAUCUUAUUUGCCAUGUGGACUUUCAAUGAGCGUGCGAGCCCGCUGAAACGGCGCUUUCAAUAAUGCAGAAAUUAUGGGCCUCGAAAGUCCAUGUCGCGGAGGAUAAUGAUUAAGUAUUUAUAUUACCUAUGCACCUCACGCGGUGACGUCACUCCGAGGACAAGGUUUACAAAAAUAAUUAUCCACAUAAAUUCUUAAAAAUAUUGUUAUGAAUUUAGUAAAAACAAUAUUAUGCACGUAUUAUGUAUGAAUUUGUAGAAAUUCGUACAGUGGCUUAACUACUUGGAAAACAAAGAACAGUUAUAGUGAACUCAAUGCAACAAUCAACUAGGUCCAUAUGAAAUAAAUUUAUCUACCUUAAUUCAUAAGAAUUUCUAUAUCUACAGAAUUUUAUCUAUUUUUUUAAAAUAUUUUGUAUUUGUGUAAAAGUGACAUAAGCGUUUUUUUUUAAUUAAUAUGAAUUUAGAUAGUAAGAUUGACAUAUUAAUAUUAAUGAUAAUAUAUUAUUAUAAAUAUUGACAUAAUAUAAGAUUAAUGAUUGAAUGACGUUUGCGUUAUAUUUUAAUUCUAAAUAAUCUUAAAUUAGGGAUCGCUUAUCAUAAAACAAAAUCUGAAAGUAAUAGAAACUGUCUGAAGGUAAUAAAACUCUACUUUGUAAGACUAAAUUAUAAGUAAUUUAAUAUGUUUAACCGGUGAUUUCAAUCAAUUGACCUUAUAAUUAAACAAUAAUUAUUAUGUAACAGUGAUGAAUAAAUUAUUUUCUAAUUA
Messenger RNA from Leptidea sinapis, 3674 nucleotides. It is a transcript of the gene Orc1, whose product is annotated as origin recognition complex subunit 1. Gene Ontology annotation, biological process: mitotic DNA replication checkpoint signaling; DNA replication initiation. NCBI's taxonomy places the organism in Eukaryota, Metazoa, Arthropoda, Insecta, Lepidoptera, Pieridae. The transcript has 9 exons. Gene Ontology annotation, molecular function: DNA replication origin binding; chromatin binding; ATP hydrolysis activity. The coding region runs from base 121 to 2463 and encodes 780 amino acids. Gene Ontology annotation, cellular component: nuclear origin of replication recognition complex. The record is from RefSeq and is a predicted model, not a curated record.